CCUUACUCCGCUGCCGGACGCGUGUGAUCUGGAUCAUGGACCUGGUCUUUCAGUUAGUCCGUCACGGUCUUUUUCUCUAACUCUCCACUCCCCCUGCGGAACCCCAGCAUGCUUCUGCCGGUUAACGAGUCCCACGGCUGGGCUGAACUCCUGGUGUCCAACCGGUCCGAGGCAGCGGGCGGCGUCGGCGGCACAGCGCAGGGCGGCGGGUCCGGGCCGGAGGCGUUGAUCGUGCCGGUGGUGUUCGGGCUGAUCUUCACGGUUGGGAUGGUGGGGAACUCUCUGGUAAUAGUGGUAAUCGGGAAGGCGAGGCACAGCAGCGGAGGGGGUGGUGGUGGGGGAGGAAUGAUGAAGCGCUCAGACAGCCCGACCAACAUCUUCAUCCUGAACCUGAGUAUUGCGGACCUCAGCUUCCUCCUCUUCUGCGUCCCCUUCCAGGCAACCAUCUAUUCUCUGCCGGAGUGGGUUUUCGGAGCCUUCCUCUGUAAGUUCGGACACUACUUCGCGACUGUCAGCAUGCUGGUCAGCAUCUUCACGCUGGUCGCCAUGUCCGUGGACCGCUACAUCGCCGUGGUGCACUCCAAGAAGUCUCCGUGCGUCCGGAGCCGCAGGAACGCGCUGGCAGGGGUGGGCGCCAUCUGGACGCUGUCUCUGGUGUGCUCGGUGCCGGUGGCCCAGCACCAGAUCCUAACCGAUCACCCUACCGCCCCCAACAGCACCUUCUGCUGGGAGAAGUGGUCCGGAGCCUCCAAACACACCUACAAGGUGACUAUUCUGCUGAUCGGAUACCUGCUGCCGCUGCUGCUCAUCAGCUGCUGCUACACCAAGGUUUUAUUUCAUCUUCAUAAAAAAAUGAAGAACAUGUCAAAGAAAUCUGAGCGCUCCAAAAGAAAGACGGCUCAGACGGUCCUUCUGGUCGUCACCGCAUUCACCAUCUGCUGGAUGCCCCACCACAUCAUCGCCAUGUGGGUGGAGUUUGGCACCUUCCCCCUGAACGACACUUCCUUCGCCUUUCGUAUCAUCUCCCACUGCCUGUCCUACGGAAACUCCUGUGUUAACCCUGUCCUCUAUGCCUUCCUGUCCGAGAACUUCCGUAAGGCCUGCCGCCAGGUCUUCACCUGCCGCUUCCUGUACCCGCCGCCACCCCAGGGCAAGGUGGUUCGUUUCCGCAUGGAGAACUUCUCCACCACGCUCUCCACCAGCAACAUAUAAAGGACUUGGGGGUGUGAUCGGAUAAAUUACAAGAACAGAGUGAUUUCCCUCAACAGGAAACAUGAGGUAGGGCUGCGUCUGAACAGAUCAGAGGCUGACGGAGGAGUUUUCUCUUCAGCAGGAGGUGGGUCACAUGACAGCAGAACAGCGCGAUUGACUGAGGACUGCUUCUGUGGGUCCUCUUCUGGGUGUAGAGGAGCAGAAGAUGGAGGUUGGUAAUAAGUGAAACAGAAACAGAAAACUGCAGGACUCAUAAUCUCAAAAAAAUCAGCCUCGUUUUCAGUUUUUCAAUCCUGCUGUUUUUGUCAUACAUUUAAAGUCAGGUUGAUAUUAAAAGUAAUUUUUUCUAAAAAUCAGUCUAAGAGAAGUUUUAUCGUCUUCUGAGAAUUUGAAAAGUAAGCACAGUAACUGCAGUAUCAUUUAAGCUUAUAUUUUCUUACACAGAAAGUGGAAAGAAUUGAAACUUUGAUUGAAACUUUUCUUUUUGCUUCAAGGUAGAAUUUUCCCAAAUCAUAAAUAUAAACAUCAGCUUUAAUCCUUUAGUUGAGUUAGAAAUAUAAAACCACCAAACAUGGUACAGUACAGUACAUGUGGGGGGGCAGUAUUUGUUUUACUUUAUUUCUUUUACUUUAUAACUUAUAACUCCUGAAUCAUAAACCAAUAUCUGAUCAUGUUGUGGUUCAGAUUCUAGAUUUAUAGGUUUAAUCAAUAAUUGUGUAAGUGGAUAGAAUCUUUUUUUUUUGUAGAUUUCUUUAUUUUGUUUAGUCAGCGCUCAGUAAACUGUAAAAAACUACAUGAAGUUUUAUAUAAUUAUUUGUUGAAUAUAUCACCUGUUUGAUUCAAAUUACGGACUUUCAGUAUUUUUCGGUCAUUGUGUUGCAGUUGAUGAAGUUAUUCAAACUUAAGAGUUAAUUAAUGAAUCUCCUGUUCAGUCAGGUUUGGCCGUUCACAGUCAGGACUCAGUAUUUCUCAAUACUUUUAUUUUACAGCUUAAAUAAACCUUGUUAGAACAGAAAAAAGCUUCAUUUCAAACCGUGAACUGUCAGAAAUGAGCACUUUAUACCACAGAGAAUAUUUGUAAAGAUGAAUGUAUUUGCAUGACCGAUGAUAAACUGAUCACAGAACAAGUCCAUAUUACCACCAUUCCACUGAUUGUUUGACUUAUUCAUACCGUGAUCUACAUUUAAAUCCCUGUAUGAUAUGUUUUUAUGUGUGUGGUUACAAAUGUGUGAAGGUUUCUUUGUGAAUGAAACAUUAAACGAAAUUA
Messenger RNA from Xiphias gladius (swordfish), 2479 nucleotides. RefSeq names its product galanin receptor 1b (gene galr1b). Gene Ontology annotation, cellular component: membrane. NCBI's taxonomy places the organism in Eukaryota, Metazoa, Chordata, Actinopteri, Istiophoriformes, Xiphiidae. The record is from RefSeq and is a predicted model, not a curated record. The coding region runs from base 109 to 1212 and encodes 367 amino acids. Gene Ontology annotation, molecular function: G protein-coupled peptide receptor activity. The transcript is spliced from 3 exons. Gene Ontology annotation, biological process: neuropeptide signaling pathway.